Pollicipes pollicipes is the source of this 1173-nucleotide messenger RNA. RefSeq names its product proclotting enzyme-like. The record is from RefSeq and is a predicted model, not a curated record. Gene Ontology annotation, biological process: proteolysis. Lineage: Eukaryota; Metazoa; Arthropoda; Thecostraca; Pollicipedomorpha; Pollicipedidae. Gene Ontology annotation, molecular function: serine-type endopeptidase activity. The transcript is spliced from 6 exons. The coding region runs from base 223 to 921 and encodes 232 amino acids.
GCCAGCCGACCCCCCUUCCAUGGGGGCCUGGGCGCGCCUCUGCCGGCGACCGCGACGCGUCCUCGGCCAACUGCCGUCACGCGGCCGUCAGUGCCGUCUCGACCAAUCAACGGUCGACCACCGCCAAUCACAGCCCACAACCGAUUUCCGUGCGGCCAGCCGCAAGCGCCACUGUCCCGCGUGGUGGGCGGUGACGUGUCAAGGCCGGGCCAGUGGCCUUGGAUGGCGGCCAUCUACCUCAGUGGCAAAGGCAGACGCGAGUACUGGUGCGGCGGCUCGCUCAUUUCUCGCCGCUACGUCAUGACGGCGGCCCACUGCACCAAGGACUCCAGGGGCAAGAGCUUUCACCCGAGGCAGUUCACGGUUCGCCUGGGGGAUACAAAUCUGAAGUCGAGUGCGGAGGCGGCCCACACGGCCAGGUUCAGGGUCAUCGAGUACGUCGCACACCCCGACUUUAAGCUGAACGGCUACUACAACGACAUCGCGCUCUUCAAACUGGACCGACCGGUGAACUUCAACGAGUACGUGAUCCCGGUGUGCCUGCCGGACGAGUACGAGGGUCGGCCCCUGGACGCGCUGGUCGGCCGCACCUCCAGCGUCAUCGGCUGGGGCGUCACCUCUUACGGAGGCCGGGAGUCAUCGCAGCUCCGAAGUGCUGACAUGCCGGUAUGGAGCCAGAGCGGUUGCGACAACGCCUACUUCCAGCCGAUCCAGGAGAUGUUCAUCUGCGCCGGCUUCACCGACGGCAGGAAGGACGCGUGCCAGGGCGACUCCGGCGGCCCCCUGGUGUACUUCGAGAACGGCAGGUGGAUGCAGAUCGGCAUCGUGUCCUUCGGCAACCGCUGCGCUCAGGCCGGCUACCCUGGCGUCUACACCAGGACGGCCAACUUCCUGCCGUGGAUCCGGCAGAACUUGAUCUGACCCGCGGUCCGUGUAGACCAUCUCAACAAUCCGGGAAAGGCUUGCGAUGUCCCGGAAGCUCCGCCCUCAGCGCACCGCCCGCUGCGGGGAGCGCCGCCCUGAUGACCGCCGCCGGACCGCUCGCACGCGCUGCAAGGUCAACGGCGUGACCCGGCCGCUCAGACCGUGCGCGGACGGAUGCGGAUCGGGGUCACAAGCAGCGCCGCGGCGCCCGGCGUCCGGCCGCUGACCCGGUGAAAGUGCCCCCCUCCC